This is a messenger RNA of Lynx canadensis (Canada lynx), 5964 nucleotides long. It is a transcript of the gene ZCCHC2, whose product is annotated as zinc finger CCHC-type containing 2. Gene Ontology annotation, molecular function: phosphatidylinositol binding; nucleic acid binding; zinc ion binding. The record is from RefSeq and is a predicted model, not a curated record. Bases 398 to 3943 code for a protein of 1181 amino acids. The transcript is spliced from 14 exons. Lineage: Eukaryota; Metazoa; Chordata; Mammalia; Carnivora; Felidae.
GGUCCACACCGGCUCGCGAGGGAACCGCUCAGGCGCCGCCGCCCCAGCCCAGUGCGGACGACGGGAGAGAGGGAGGAGGAAGGAGAACACACUCGCUUGCCUGCUCCCACCCGCACUCGGGCUCCUAGAGCCGGCGCGGAGCCCAGGGGGAGGAGCCGCCGCGGGCACGCCCCGCCUCCGGCCCGGGAAGACGACGCCAGCGACCCCGCCGGCCGGCCACCGCCCCCCUCGCCGGCCGAGACCCGCCCCCGGCCCCGGCCCCGGCCCCGGCCCUCCCCCGGCGGCAUGGAGGGGCCCAGCUCUUGACGGCAGCGCCGCCGCCUCGGCCCCCGCCCCCCCUCCCGGCCCCGCCCGCCUGCCCGCCCCCGCUCGCAUGUCCGCGCCGCCUUAGCCGAGGAUGCUGAGGAUGAAGCUGCCGCUGAAGCCGACGCACCCCGUGGAGCCGCCGCCCGAGGCGGAGGAGCCCGAGGCAGACGCACGGCCGGGCGCUAAGGCGCCGCCGCGCCGCCGCCGGGACUGCCGCCCCCCGCCGCCGCCUCCCGCGGGCCCGCCGCGGGGCCCCCCGCCGCCGCCGCCGCCGCCGCCGCCGCCCCGGGGGCUCGGGCCGCCUGUUGCUGGCGGAGCAGCGGCGGGGGCGGGCAUGCCGGGCGGCGGCGGCGGGCCCGCGGCGGCGCUGCGCGAGCAGGAGCGGGUGUACGAGUGGUUUGGGCUGGUGCUGGGCUCGGCGCAGCGCUUGGAGUUCAUGUGCGGGCUGCUGGACCUGUGUAACCCGCUGGAGCUGCGCUUCCUCGGCUCGUGCCUGGAGGACCUGGCGCGCAAGGACUACCAUUACCUGCGCGACUCGGAGGCUAAGGCCAACGGCCUCUCGGACCCCGGGCCGCUGGCCGACUUCCGAGAGCCCGCCGUGCGCUCGCGCCUCAUCGUCUACCUGGCGCUGCUGGGCUCGGAGAACCGUGAGGCCGCCGGUCGCCUGCACCGCCUCCUGCCCCAGGUGGACUCGGUGCUCAAGAGUCUGCGCGCGGUUCGGGGCGAGGGUUCGCGGGGCGGCGCGGAGGACGAGCCCGGCGAGCGCGGGGAGGACGGCGAAGGCGAGGAGGACGCAGAGAAGGACGGUUCCGGCCCGGAAGGCAGCGGCGCCGAGCCCCGGCCCGGCGGCGGGCUGGGCUUCAGGGCCCAGGAGGAACUGCUGCUGCUUUUCACCAUGGCUUCGCUGCACCCGGCGUUCUCCUUCCACCAGCGGGUCACCCUGAGGGAGCACCUGGAGAGGCUCCGCACCGCGCUCCGCGGGGGGCCCGAGGACGCAGAGGUGGAGGUGGAGCCGUGCAACUUUGCCGGCCCCCGGGCCCAGAGUGACUCCGCUCACGGUGACUACCUGCAGAGUCACGAGGCCAGCAUACUGGCACGAGCCCUGAUACCUCAUGACGGACUUCCUGCGGCGCCGCACAGAGCCCAGCGAGAAGCUGUGCACAUCGAGAAGAUAAUGUUGAAAGGAGUCCAGAGAAAAAGGGCUGACAAAUAUUGGGAGUACACCUUCAAAGUAAAUUGGUCUGAUCUUUCAGUCACAACAGUAACAAAAACCCACCAAGAACUACAAGAAUUUCUACUGAAGCUCCCAAAGGAAGUGUCUUCCGAGACUUUUGACAAGACCAUCUUAAGAGCCCUGAAUCAGGGUUCGUUGAAAAGGGAAGAACGGCGACAUCCUGACCUAGAGCCCAUCCUAAGGCAGCUAUUUUCAACUUCAUCCCAAGCUUUUCUACAGAGUCAGAAAGUGCACAGCUUCUUUCAGUCCAUAUCACCAGACCCUCUGCACAGCCUCAAUAACUUACAGUCCUCUCUGAAGACUUCUAAAAUAUUAGAACACUUAAAGGAAGACAGCUCAGAAGCUUCAAGUCAAGAAGAAGAUGUGUUACAGCACACCAUAAUCCACAAGAAACACACCGGCAAGAGUCCCCUUGUGAACACCAUUGGUACAAGUUGUUCUCCGUUGGAUGGGCUCACCGUGCAAUAUUCUGAACAGAACGGAAUUGUGGAUUGGAGAAAGCAGAGCUGCCCCGCCGUUCAGCACCCGGAGCACUGUGUGGCCUUAGCUGACCAGCAUUCAACUGAAAAACGAAGCUUAUCUUCAAUAAAUAAGAAGAAAGGAAAGCCACAAAUAGAAAAGGAGAAAAUUAAGAAAACUGACAACAGAUUGAAUAGUAGAAUAAAUGGUAUCAGACUCUCAACUUCCCAGCAUGCCCAUGGUGGUUCUGUGAAAGAUGUGAAUUUGGACAUUGGAUCUGGACAUGACACAUGUGGAGAAACCUCUUCAGAGAGUUACAGUUCUCCCUCUAGCCCACGACAUGAUGGAAGAGAAAGCUUUGAAAGCGAAGAAGAAAAAGACAGAGACACAGACAGCAAUUCUGAGGAUUCUGGGAAUCCGUCAACAACCAGGUUUACAGGCUGUGGUUCUGUCAACCAGACCGUCAGUGUCAAGCCACCUGUUCAGAUUGCUUCGUUAGGAAGCGACAACGGAGGCCUUCUAGGAGACCCCCUACAUGCGCCCAAGUAUCAGCAUAUUUCUUUUAUGCCAACUUUACACUGUGUCAUGCACAAUGGUGCCCAGAAGUCUGAUGUUGUCGUCCCUCCACCCAAAUCCGCUGACGGCAAGACAAUAGGGAUGCUCGUUCCCAGUCCCGUUGCAAUUUCUGCAAUAAGGGAGUCCACGAAUUCUACCCCUGUUGGAAUACUGGGGCCAACAGCUUCUACCGGAGAAUCCGAAAAACACCUCGAAUUACUGGCUUCCCCUUUACCUCUUCCGUCGGCGUUCCUCCCGCACAGCAGCGCCCCUGCUCUGCACCUGACAAUUCAGAGGCUAAAGUUGCCGCCGCCACAGGGGUCCUCCGAGAGUUGCCCGGUUAACAUCCCGCAGCAGCCACCCGCGAGUCUGAGCAUCGGAUCACCAAACACUGCCUUUAUCCCUGUCCAUAGCCCAGGUAGUUUUCCGGGAUCUCCUGUGGCUACCACGGACCCCAUCGCAAAAUCUGCAUCCCAGGUGGUAGGACUCAAUCAAAUGGUGCCUCAAAUCGAGGGAAACACUGGGACAGUCCCUCAGCCUACCAAUGUGAAGGUAGUUCUCCCAGCAGCCGGCCUUUCGGCCGCACAGCCACCAGCUUCCUACACCUUGCCGGGCUCCCCGCUUGCUGCCGGCGUGCUGCCCAGCCAGAAUUCCAGCGUGCUCAGCACGGCGGCGGCGUCGGCCCAGUCCGCGGGUGCGGGCAUCAGUCAGGCCCAGUCGGUUCCUCCCGCGGUUCCCACCCACACCCCAGGCCCCGCCCCCAGCCCGAGCCCCGCUUUGACACACAGCACCGCGCAGAGCGACAGCACGUCUUACAUCAGCGCUGUGGGAAACACGAACGCUAACGGGACAGUAUUGCCGCCGCAGCAGAUGGGCUCGGGUCCUUGCGGUUCUUGCGGGCGAAGGUGCAGCUGCGGGACCAACGGCAGCCUUCAGCUGAACAGUUACUAUUAUCCCAACCCGAUGCCCGGACCAAUGUACCGAGUCCCGUCGUUCUUUACUCUGCCAUCCAUCUGCAACGGCAGCUACCUCAACCAAGCACAUCAGAGCAAUGGAAACCAACUUCCUUUUUUUCUGCCUCAGACUCCGUAUGCGAACGGCCUGGUGCACGACCCGGUCAUGGGGAGCCAAGCCAACUACGGCAUGCAACAAAUGGCGGGGUUUGGGAGAUUCUACCCUGUGUAUCCAGCACCUAACGUAGUUGCCAACACGAGCGGUUCGGGGCCCAAGAAGAACGGGAACGUUUCAUGUUACAACUGCGGUGUAAGCGGGCACUACGCACAGGAGUGCAAGCAGUCGUCCAUGGAGGCCAGUCAACAAGGCACUUACAGACUGAGAUACGCACCUCCCCUCCCCCCUUCUAAUGAUACGUUGGAUUCUGCAGACUGAAACGCGUAAAGCUUGACUGCUUAAUACCCUGACGUGUUGGGGAGUCAUGGUGGGGUGUGGAGGGGAGGAAAGGAAAGGUAUUUUGUUUGUGUUUCUUUGUCUGUACAUUUCCUAGAUUUCUAUGCACUUGGGGUUUUUCAUUUCUGUUGUACUGAUGUCCAAAACAAAAAAGAAUGCGUUGCUUUUGAGCCUCUGGUCUCCUGGUUCAACAACAGGCUUAUCUGUAUGAUACAUGUAAUUUAAACCUCCAAACUAUCAAAAGGAAAAUGUUUGCUGUGCUUUUUUUUUUUUUUACACUGAAUACUUGCUGUGUGCAAUGUUUACUGAAUCUUUAAAACUGUGUAUUUGACCUUUUUUCUUUUUUUUUUUUUUUACAACACUGGUGACAGUCAUAUGGUUUUGAAAAAGAGAAACUUUGCUUCUUCCCAGCUUUUCUCACUUUCACCGCAAAGGACACACGUCUCCCCGCCACCCCCUUUCCUGUGGCCUGUAAAUCCAGGGUGAAGUGCUUCACCUUCAUCUGAGAGGAGAAAUCAAGUUCCCCAAAUCGUGUGUAUAUAUGUAAUAAACAGCAUCACGUAAAUACAUAUAUGCAGUGCUUGUUGUCCAAAUCAAAAUUCAAGUUAAGUGGAAGAGAGCGGAAGAAGUAAAACCAUAUGAAACUGAAAAAAUAUGAUGUAUGAAGCGGACAAAGAGCUUUUUCUUAAAAAAAAACAAAACAACAACAAAAAAAGUUUUUACUUCGUCAUACUUUUUUAGCCUGUUGCUUCAGAGAGACAUAAAGUGAACAAACGUGUGAGUGUCGUGUGUGUGUGUGUGUCUGUGUCUGUGUCUGUGAUGAAAGUCGACGGCUGAUCUCUCUUGUAGUCUGUCACCAUGUCGUGCUAAAGAGACACUACCGGAGUAAAGAUUGCUUCUUUUCUCACGCCGACUGUAGCAGUGAUACGUUGUGUUCGAGAUGUGUGUGGUCUGUUGCAGUCCGAGCGGAAGCUCUGGUUUCUGCGAAAGUCAGGUUCGUUCUCUAACCCGUCUCUCUCGUCGCAAAGUCACUUUGAUAAGUUUCCCACUCUGCGUGAUCAUAAUGUGAAAGACUGGCUUCCGAGUGUGUUCAGACAGUAGUAAGCAUGUCUGUGUCCUGUCACUAAGUUUAAUGCUGCUGUUUUCAAAAAAAAAAAAAAAAAAAAAAAAAAAAAGUUUUUUUUAAAGCCAAUCUAUGUACUAAAUUGCUUCCAGGUAAUUUUUGAUUUCCUAAAGUGCACUGAGAUUAUCUGGAAGCCUUGGGUGUAUUUUUGGAACUGCUGCAUUCAACAGCGAUGAGCAUCUGCCCCCGUACAGUCAGGGGUUCAGGGUCGGGCUGGUUUUGUUUUCCCAUUCCUCAGUACAGAGCAGAAGGGAUAGAUUCGUGUCGUGUGGGGCAGUGUCAGUGCCCAGCAGAGGAACUUAAAUACUUGGUCUGGGUUCAGAAGCCCAACAGAUUGCUAGAUAAAAGGAAAAACUUGAAGAAAAGAGAAGCUUCAUUUAAUGCUUCAUGGGUAGCAUUUAUAUUUAUAACAGCAAUGUACAUUUUGAAACUAACUUUCAGGGUGGGAGUUUGGGGGGAAGGGAAAGGGGUGGGUGUCAAGGGGUAGAUGAAAGCUUUAAUUUAAAGAAGAAAGUUCGCAUAAAGGAAAUUAUUUUGAUUAAAUAUAUUUUAUUUGAUCUGGGUAUUUUUGGACCACAUUAUUAAAUUAAUUGCUAAGCUGCCGUUGAGUUGUUCCAAGUGAGAGUUUUGAUGAGCCACGUAUGGGCCGUGUUGGGAACCACUUGCCAGUUGUACUUUAUGGAGCUUAUUUUAUGAUUUAAAAUACUGUACUGUAUAUAGGAGGUAUGUUACCUUCUCCUUAUUUGUAUGUUUACCAUAUACUUUGAUAUUUGAAAUGUUAUGUACUGGAAAGGCCACUUAUAUUUCUAGAACAGAUUGGAUUUUAUGCAACCCUUUUUCCUUGAAUUAACAGCAAUAAAAAAAAUGAAAAACAGCUUAA